AUGACUGUCCUCGAGUCCGUUAAGAGCGCUGUGGGUCUCGCAGAGAAUUCUGCAACCCGCCAGGAGAUGUCGGAGGCGCGUCUCCCCAUGCAAUACAGAGACUCGUGCGCACACCUUCUGAUUCCGUUGAACCGGUGCCGCCAAGCAGAGUACUACCUUCCCUGGAAGUGCGAGGAUGAACGCCACUCAUACGAGAAAUGCCAGUACGAAGAGUUCAAGAAGCGCGUGGCCAAGAUGGACGAGCUGCGCGCUGCCAAGGAGGGCGCCCGGAGCAACUAG
Penicillium bovifimosum is the source of this 279-nucleotide messenger RNA. RefSeq names its product NADH dehydrogenase [ubiquinone] 1 beta subcomplex subunit 7. Lineage: Eukaryota; Fungi; Ascomycota; Eurotiomycetes; Eurotiales; Aspergillaceae. Gene Ontology annotation, cellular component: mitochondrion. The record is from RefSeq and is a predicted model, not a curated record. Bases 1 to 279 code for a protein of 92 amino acids. The transcript has 3 exons.